GGCUUAAUUUGAUUUACUUAGCAAAUUAAGCUGUAAACCAUACAUAUAUUUCUUCAUUAAAUUUGCUAGCCAUGGCUCUGGUUAACAGCUUCAUCAUGCCAAAGACCAUGCUCCAAAUGCCCAUUAAUUCCAAGCCCUGCAGCCUGCACAAUAAGAUUGUGAUUAUAAGAUGCGCAGCGGCGAGAAGGAAAAUCACUGAAGGGCCUCCUUCGCAAAUUAACCAGGUACUUAGCGUCACUAGCAGGAGUUUGGGAACUGAGAAGGUGAGCCUCAGGAGCAGCAGCUUGACUGGAGAAGAUGGAAAAACAAAGGAAGGAAAUGCCAUUGUUGAUGAGGUUAACAAUACAACCAAGACUGCUGAUGAUGCCACUGUUUAAUAAUAUAUGCAUGGGUUGUUAAUAGGUUAAUUAAUCUGCAGGGAACGUUUGUAGUUAUAAUAUUAUGGUGGCUAAGCAUGUCUUUGUGGCUGAGUGUGUGACUUGUUAGCACAUUA
Molecule: messenger RNA, 493 nt
Organism: Prunus dulcis (almond)
Lineage: Eukaryota; Viridiplantae; Streptophyta; Magnoliopsida; Rosales; Rosaceae
Exons: 2
Coding region: 72-377 (101 amino acids)
Source: RefSeq, a predicted model, not a curated record